AUGAGAAAAUCAGCAUAGCUUAAUCCAACGCUACUUUAAAAAUAGUUUCGUUUGAAUAUGACUUAAGAUGGUUUUAACAGAGGAGAAAAAUAUCUUUUGGAGCCAAGUUUAGAAGGAGGAAAAUCAGAAUUCACAUUAGGAUCAAGUAAUUCAGAUAUCACUGUGCCAGGUAUUGAGGAUAAGGCAGUUAUAUAAUUUAAAUCAUCUACUGGCUGGGUACUUUACCUCUUAGGAAAACAGUAAAUUAUUUGGUGGUACCUUAGAAACUAAGGGACUUCAAGAGAGCAGUCUGUUGAAUAUGAACUAAUCAAAGGUGUAUACUCUUUAAUUUCAUCAAUUGCUGAUAAUAUUUAAUAUUAAACACUUGAUUAUCACAUUAGAGUUAUGACAACUAUAAUUGCCAAACCCAAGAAAACAAAGACCGAUAGAAAGAAAGGAGUACCCUUUAAGAUGAUGUUUAGAAACCAUAUGGAUCCAGACUAUUACGACCCCAAAGCAAACGAUAAAAUAUUUGUACCUGAUAAUUUGACUGAUCAGCAAAAGAAGAUCAUUGAGACUUUCCCUGAGAGAGACAGAGGUAUCUUUAAAGAGGGUGAAAACAACAUUGUUGAAGAGGAUCCAUUGGAGGCAGUUGUUAAGAAAAUGAAGUUGAAAAAGAAGGAGAAGUAUAGCUAGAAGCAAAAGAAAGUUAAGUUUGAAGGGGACGGCAAUUUUGCUAUUAAGAAUGAAGACGAGGAGGAUGAAGAUUCAGAAGGUGAAUUGGAUGAUACAGAUGAAGAAGAGUAUGACGAGGAAGAAGGAGAAGAUUAUGAGGAUGAUGAAGAAGAGGAGUCAAAGGAGCCAAAGGAGAAAAUAGAUGAUGCAAACAAUGAGAUCAAGAAAGCAUAGAAAUUUGUGCCUGCAGAAGGUGUCAAGUUUACUAUGUAUGAUGAAUAUGGCCUGCCAAAGAAUGAUGGGUUUAAUUACUAGCAGUUUAUAGUCACGGAUGAUUUAAGACCCUCAGACAUGUACAUUGAGGCUCCACCUGAAAUGGUUGAACAGAUGUAUAAGAAGACUGGCUAUCACAGAGACGUUGACAAAGAAGUCAACUAAAUGACAGAAGAAGAGAAGGCAGUUUUCAAUUGCAUGUUUGACGAUGAAGGAGAGUAUGAUGAACUUGAGGAUGAUUUUUUAAUGCUUGCUAAUGAGGGUAAGGCUGCUAUCGUGGUUGUAGAAUCCAAUAAUGAAAAGAAAAUCAAUGAUAACCAGCCUGAAUUCGCAAAUAAGGGAGUAGUUAUAGUUAGAGAUGAGGAGGAGGAAAAGCUAAAGGCAAUGAGAGAAAAAUACAAGAAAUAGCUAGGAAUUGGUCAGCCUAAAGAAAAUGAAGAGGAUGAUGAGGAUUAUGAAGAUGUCGAUGGAGAUGAAGAGGAUGAAGAUGACGAAGAGGAAAAAGAAAUAGAUGAGGGUGAUUUUGAUCAAGUAUUAGAGAAUGAAUAUGCAGAUGAUUAAAUUGGAGAGGCUCCAGAUGCAGAGUAACAAGAUCUUAUUACAAAGGAGAUGCUUGACGAGGCAGUUGAUGAAUUUAUUGAAAGCUAAAAGCUCAGAGAUCGUAAGCUGUAUAAAGAGUUCAAGCCUGAUGGUGCUCCAGAAGAGCCUAUUCCACAACUUAAGACAAAAGCCUAGAUCGACGCUGAAGAGGCUGAGACUGAAACUGAAAAAGCUGAACUUAGAAGAAAAGCUUUGUUUUUAGGAGAAAAACUUUAGUUAGAGUUAGACGAGAGAGAUGUUGACUUUGAGGAACGUGAUUGCUAUGAUCAUAGUAGCGAUGAUGAGCAGAAAUGGGAUUGCAAUACUAUCUUGUCAACAUUUACUAAUACAGACAACCAUCCAGGAGUUAUUAAGACCACUAGAACAGUUAAAGUAAACAAUAAGAAAAUGGAACUUCACAAGUAAUUUAAAGUACCCAUUGAAGGAUUAAUGGCUAUGGAAAUCGAUGUACCAAGGGAAACUAAAAAAUUGAAGAAAAAUGCUAAGGGACCUUAUGAAUAAGUUGAAGAAAUAGAAAGUGAAGGAUCCUCAAGUGGAAAUGAAGAUUAAGAUUAAAAAGAUGGGGCCGAAGGUGAGAGUGAUCCAAAGGACCUUAAGAAAUAAAGAAAAUUGCAACAAAAAUAAGAGAAGAGAGAUAAAAGAAAACUAAAGAAGGAAUUAAAAUUAGCAUUUAAGACAUAGAACACAAAGCUUGUUAAAGCGACUACCACUGAGAUUGGAGCACUUAAAACUGGAGUUUCUGUUAAGAAAAUAUACUGA
Stylonychia lemnae is the source of this 2286-nucleotide messenger RNA. The record is from the annotation of a GenBank genome assembly. NCBI's taxonomy places the organism in Eukaryota, Ciliophora, Spirotrichea, Sporadotrichida, Oxytrichidae.